UUCCAGGCAGUGUUGUAAGGAAGUGUCACCACAUCAGAGAUGAGUAGCUGCAAGAAGCUGCAGUUGAAGGCUCCGCCUGCAGUGGCUGGGCUCAUCGCAAAGCCAGCUUCGAACGACAGGAAGCCUCUGUACAGCUGCAACUGGUACGUGUAGCAGUUGGGCCAGCAGCUGAGCAGCUGGGCUGAAGCUCGAGCCGCGUGCAAGCACGUACAGUGCUGCCGGAUACACACGAAAAGAUGUCCUAAUAUGGGUCAGCCUUGGCUCCUGGUAAGAGUGGCUGCUCUGCUGUUUAUCGUCACCGUUAGGUAUACCAUUGCCAUUUCCGAUAUAUUCGAAGAGGGCAAAUCUGACAAAGAAAUCUUGGACCAGCUCCUCUUAGCCACACGUUAUGACAAAAGACUGCUACCUCCCGUUAGAGAUGCGGACUUUUGUUGUGGGCUGCAGUCGCCUGAGGACGGUAACGGUAACGGUAACAGCACCGGUUACCGAAGGCAACCAGCUCCUCCUUCUCACAACGGCAUCAACGGCAAACAACGGGAAUCAUUGACUGUGAACGUGAGCGUACUGUUACUCAGCCUCGCAUCACCUGACGAAUCCAGUCUGAAAUACGAAGUGGAGUUUCUGUUGCAACAACAAUGGUAUGAUCCGCGUCUGAGGUACUCUAACCAGAGCCAGUACCCCUACUUAAACGCGAUCCACCACCACAGCGACAUCUGGCUGCCAGACACUUAUUUCAUCAUGCACGGAGACUUUAAGGAUCCUCUGAUUCCCGUUCACUUUUCUCUGAAGAUAUAUAGGAAUGGAAGUGUAACUUAUCUCAUGAGGAGGCAUCUUAUACUAUCCUGUCAGGGAAGUCUGAAUAUUUUUCCGUUUGAUGAUCCCAAGUGCACUUUUUCCAUGGAAAGCAUAUCGUAUGAGAUGACGUCGAUGCGAUAUGUAUGGAAAAAUGAUGAAGAUGUGCUCAGGAAAUCACCUAGUCUUACAACGCUCAAUGCCUACUUGAUCGCAAAUGCCACGUUGCAGUGUCCUACUAAGUCUAUCUGGAGAGGCAAUUAUAGCUGCUUGAGGGUGGAACUGAUGUUCACCAGGGACCGAGCCUUUUACUUCACGACAGUAUUCAUCCCCGGUAUAAUAUUAGUAACGUCAUCAUUUAUCACGUUUUGGUUAGAAUGGAACGCAGUACCUGCGAGGGUUAUGAUAGGUGUAACAACAAUGCUGAAUUUCUUCACGACAUCAAACGGUUUCCGGUCCACGCUUCCUGUAGUGUCCAACCUGACAGCGAUGAACGUCUGGGACGGCGUCUGCAUGUGCUUCAUCUAUGCUAGUCUGCUGGAGUUCGUGUGCGUCAAUUACGUGGGAAGAAAAAGGCCACUGCACAAUGUUGUCUAUAGGCCGGGAGAGAAUCCUGUCACACAGUUCUCGGUGUUGCAGCGAUUGCCCGCUGUUCUGAGCAGGAUAGGUAUUAUUCUCGCCAGUCCGUUGGUAAGGCAGAAGAGUUUACCUUGGAAUAGAGGCACUACGGGGGACAAAAAACGAGAUUCAACAGUUCCAAACGAGAUCGUAUCGUGUACAAACUGUGGACCUAAUCCUUGUACGCAUACAACUAAUAAUGGCUGCGCAGCUGAGGCAUGCGUGUUGCAGGUGCGCAAGAAAGAGCCCCCGCAUCCCAUUCGAGUAGCGAAGACCAUUGACGUGAUAGCGCGGAUCACAUUUCCAACUGCAUACGCUGUGUUCUUGGUUUUCUUCUUCUACCACUACAAGAGCUUCACGAACGGCUCACAUGAUAAAGACGAUGACGAAGGGAAUGAUUAGGGAUGAUGUUUGGCUGGCAGAAGAGCAGGGACCAUUACAAUUAUUCUGACAGAUAUAUCUUAUGUAAAGAAGUUCGUCAAUUUUGUACAAGCUAUCUCACAAAUUUGUAUAUGUGUAGAUAUGAGUCUCAUUUCUCUUUAAUAGCAAACAUACGAUACUCGUAUAAAUAUUGUUUGUUACUGUUAGUUUAUUAAUGUGAGGUAUCUUGUAAAAUGUUUCCUGUAUGCCAGCUUAACAGUAAUUGUUCUCCUUAGAUCUAUUUAAUAUAUAUAUAUAUUCCAAUCAACUCCAAAGUUGACAAACAUAGUUCAGGUGAACUUAAUUGGAACCAAACAAAAUUAAACAAAUGUUCCUAUGAAAUCACAGAUACUGAUCUCAUCCAAAUCCGACUGUAACUCGAGUUCAACCCUAUUUUGUCUUGUUUUGGGAUUAUGAAAAAGUCACUAACGGUGGUUUGCAUCGCUAUGGGUUAAAGGCGUAGGUUACUUAACUCGAAGGUACGGGUAACUCUAGGUUUGCACCAACUGCGUUUUGUGUUAUGUUAUUCUCUUCUAUGAUCGGUUGUAAGUUGUAUUAUAUUUGGAAUUAUGUUUGGAAUAUCAGUUUUUUUAAAAUAUUGUUCACUGUGUUUAUCAACAAGGCUCAUCGUAAACCCUAUUUCACGAGUAUCCAUUACGAUUUGACGCCUACUGAGGUGAACAGCUGAUCAGCAAGUGGCAUUUGAGUGUUAGUCAGCAACGUUGGCAAUAAUGAAUCGAGUGUGAAUAAAGUAAAAACGUAUAGCGUUUUGUUUUUUUUGUAUGACAAUGUACUUUUCUAAAUCAGCUGUUAGCAAGUAUGAAAUGAAUCUGUAGCAUACAAAAAAUCAAAACAAAAUUCGGCUAUGAGUACCUGGCGUUAACGGAUCCGUCAGAAUUAUGUGUCCUGUGCUGAUAUGGGGAAUUUUGAAAUAUUACUAGAUAAUCAGCUGUCAUUCUACCAUGGUGGAUACUCGUGAAAUAGGGUAUACGUCACACAGAAUUGUCUACAAAGGUCUAGAAAACACCCUGGUAAUUUGGUAGCCUAUUUUUAAAUAUUGGACCUAAUCAUGAACGAAGAACGAUUAGGAUGACCUGAUUCUUCUGGAAUUGUUGAAGUUUGGUAUAUCCAAACGAAUUGACGAACGAGAAGAGUAUUCCCAGACAAUGGAUAGAUCCACGGGUACCGAAAAAAUACAGAUAUUGCCAUAUUCGGUGGAGGCACCACUCUGCUCCUCUCUCAUUGUUUUCAGUGUUCAUUCAAGUUCUAAAAUAUAUUACAUUAUUCAUUCAAAAGCCAUACAAAAUCAAACCUUUUAGCACUCGCGCAUACUGGCCAAACAUGCGCACCAGAAGACAAAGCAUCCAGUAGUCAACUCGUUAAGAUUCUACAAUCAACGUUGGUCUUUCAAAAAUCCACCAAAAAUCUUAAUUAAACCCAUUAAUUCGAUACAGAACUCAUCUAAUCGCUAAGACAAGUGUAGUGACCUAAGGACAAGCUGCGAACAGAGAGGAACACCAAGGUAGAUGCCAAUCCUAAAGUGUCCUUGUGUGGCUCGGGUGUCGAUUUCUGGAUUACUUUUAAUUAUAUCUGAACCAGAACGCGCGAACAGUCUCGCGGCUUUCCACAAUUCAAAACUCUUCUUUGCAGGAACACUCAGUAAUGCUUUUAUAUUUCUCAAUAAUACUCAGCAAAC
Messenger RNA from Acanthoscelides obtectus, 3526 nucleotides. The record is from the annotation of a GenBank genome assembly. Lineage: Eukaryota; Metazoa; Arthropoda; Insecta; Coleoptera; Chrysomelidae.